Molecule: messenger RNA, 8878 nt
Organism: Pseudophryne corroboree (corroboree frog)
Lineage: Eukaryota; Metazoa; Chordata; Amphibia; Anura; Myobatrachidae
Gene: GCC1
Product: GRIP and coiled-coil domain containing 1
Exons: 4
Coding region: 309-2420 (703 amino acids)
Cellular component (GO): Golgi apparatus
Source: RefSeq, a predicted model, not a curated record
UGCGGUACAAGGCAGCCUUGUACGUUGUACUGUGGGGAUCGCGCCUGAUUGCUCAUUAGGGCGUCUGUGUGCGCUGGUGGCCGGCCCGGGAGCUCCCUCUGUGUAGCCACAGGAGUGUGAGGAGGGAAUGCAGCGGGAAUAUGCCUGGCUGUCACACGCCUGCUGGCCCAUGGACAGGUUACCUGGCUGGGGGAGUGAGGAAUACCUGUCACUGCUGUCCUGGUGUACCUGCUGCUGAGAUGUUACCUAAGCGUACACAUGCAUCUUCUGACGCUAUGUUUUUCCCCAGGUGAUGAGCUGACGCUGCUAUGGAGAAGCUGGGUAUGAAUUUUGGCGGUGGCCCUAGUAAAAAAGAACUGCAAGAUUUAGUGGAAACUCAGCGGAAGCAGCUGCUGCAAUAUCAGGCUCGGUUGAAGGAUGUUGUGCGGGCAUACAAAAGUCUGCUGAAAGAAAAGGAGGCCUUGGAGGCUAGUCUUUGUGUCCUGUCCACUUCUCAGGAGCCCAGAGCCCUUUCCUCCGAUGUUGAGGAACCGCAUGAUGAUCAGCAUUCCACACACAGUGAAGACAGUGUAGAUACUGUGGGAAGUCUGCCCAGUGCCCGGGGUGGAGAGACCAGUGAGGAUGAAAGACCAGAACCUCUGCAGAAUCUUGGUGGAACAGGAGCGGAAGAGGCUAGUGGUUCAGAAAGUGGGGUCAGCACGGCCAGCGGGGAUGGUGGCCCUGCUACACUAGCCGAUACUGACAGAAGAAUGGUGCAGCUAAAAAACCAGCUUGCUACUCUAACCAGUGCUUUGGCCACAGUUACACAAGAGAAGUCACGCAUGGAAGCCUCCUACCAAGCAGACAAGAGAAAGGCCAAGCAGGAGAUGGAGGAAAUGGUGCAGGGAAUGGAGGAAGAACGUAAUUGCUUAAGGGAGGAUAUACGGGGACUACAAGCUCAGCUGGCUGAGACCAAGGCCAAACUGGUUAACCAGCAGCAUGACCGUGCGCAAGAGCAGACUGACCAUGCAGUAAUGCUGAGGGAGCUGCAGCGUCUUGUACAAGGAGAGCGAGACCAAAGGCAAGAGGCAGAGCUUCACUUGGAAGAGGUCAGGCAAGAGUUUGCAGGGAGGUCUAAUCUUACAGUUAGGGCAGAAGCAGCAGAAGAACAAAGCAAAAGGUUACGUAAGGAGAUUGAGGAGUUGAGAAAGGAGCUUGAGGAGUCAAAGCGACAAAGAACAGAACCUAACCUUGCAGUUCUGGAGCUGCAAGAAGAGCUUUGUGGUGUAAAGAGAGAUCUGGAAACCCUGCUACAGGAGGAGAGGAGAAAGAGGCUGGAGGAAGAGCAGCAUAAUAUACAGAGGUUGCUGCAAGAGGAGGAAAGAAUCCGCUCUCUGGAAUCUCAGGUGUCUGAGAUGUCUGAACUUUUGGGAGCAGCGGAAACAUCCAAACAGAGGGACCAUAUUACUAUUCGGAAAAUGCGAGAGCGCCUAAUGCAGCUGGAAACUGAGAACAAAACAAUUGCUAUGGCAACCUCUAUGAAUCCCCCUCCUGAAACCCUUCUCAGUAAGUCGCCUAUGGGUGAGGACAUUGAAGAUGGACCAGAACGUGGAUCAGUUCUCUUUUAUCAGCAGGAGCUCCAGCAGUUAAGAGAGGAGUUUGAGCGUUACAAAUCACGAGCACAGGGAGUUUUAAGGGUAAAAGGGGCCAGGGAAGGAGAGCUUGAGGCCGGAAAGCAGAAGAUAGCAGAGCUGAAAGAGAAGUACAUCUCCCUGAGAUUAUCAGCCGAGGAGGCAGAAAACAAGCACAGAGCAGAGAUGGAGACAGCCCGCAAGGAGCUUGCACUGGUGGCACAGGCCCAUAGACAGGAGCUUGAACAAGUGCGGAAAGAAAGCAGAGAAAAUAUGGCACGAAUGGAGGAAGAAUUGAGAAAUCACAGGGAGCGUGUGUUAGCUGUGCUGACGGAGAGAGAGCAAGAGCUGGAGAGGUUGAGAGAAAUCAAGAUUCCAACUAGCAUUCCACCCCCAUUACCAGAUCCAUUAGACAAUGGUUUAGAGCUUCCACAGAACAACGCUUCUGCUUUCCUUGUAUAUAUAGAACAGCUGUCUCGCAAAGAAGCAGAGAUUGGCAGCCUACGGCGCAGAAAGCAUGAACUGGAGGCAGAAGUGCAAAGUAUGCAGGAACGAUUAACAGAGAAAAGUGAGGAAAUGCAUAGUUUGCAUGAGCAAGUUCAGAAAGCACUACGGGACAGAAGCAGGGAGGGGGCUAACAUGGAAUAUCUGAAAAAUGUUUUGCUGGGCUUCUUGACCAUGCCAGAUCCCUGUGGAAGGCAACACACAUUAAGUGCACUUCUGGCAGUCUUGCACUUCUCACCUGAGGAAAGAAAUGCAGCUUUGAGAGCACAGGAUGGGAAUAGGUGGUGGGUAGGAGGGAAGAGGUGAUGAGUAGUUCAGACUUUAAGAUAGGCAGAUGUAUUAAAACAAUAAAUGGACAAGAUUCCUGGAAGCAUACACAUUUUAACAAGUUAUGUAGUGUUUUAUUUGAACUGUGGAUCAGAAAUACAGAUCCCCAGAUGGCAGAAAUGGUUGUUGGUGUAUAUUUUGGGAACAGAUGACAUGGGCAUGAACUGUAUGUAAGUGGACAUAUUUUGCCCCUCUGUGCCAUGCCUACAAAACACAGAGGCUAUGCGAUGUAAUAUUGGUUUACACAAGUUGCAUUACAAGACUCUGCCUGCUACAUCUAGGUCUGACAACAAUACUGUGUUUUUUUUGUGGUUAGUAGAAUAUUAACAUUUAGGUUGUGUGCAAAUGUCUAGAAUACUAUGACAUGGUGAGAGGUUGGGCAGUUCUAACAAACCUGCUAGAACACGAUUAAGGGCAUGAUGGCAGAAAGGCAGUGUUAUGUAAUAUUUGCUCUGUGAUAGUGGAUGAGUUCUGUGAUCCUUUUUAUAUAAAAAAAAAAUAAUAAUUCUUUUUCAUCCACUAGGGGUCACUGGAGUACUCUUGGGAUAUAGACUGUUAGCAAGGACAGGCACUGAAUAUUUAAAUUUCAGUAACUCUCCUCCCUUCCAUACUCCCAGAAUACCUCAGUGUUUUUUCGGUGCUCACAUGGAUAGGAAGCACAAGUGUGGACCUCCAGAGGGGGACAUACAUAUUUUACUUUUAGAUAUUUUGGUUUUUAUUUUUUUAUACUUUUUUCUGUUUAGAAUCCCUUCCCGGCUUACACGAAAGCUAUGGGUCCGGGAUUACAGAAGCUGCUGCGUGCAGCUCUUGGCGUGUCGGGCCUCACAAUAGGAGUCCCCUCACAGCCACAAGCAGCUCAGCUAACUUCAGCUGAGGCUGCAGAAAGGACUGGACACGGAGCUUGCUGCAGAAGCCCCGUCAGAGCCCAAGAGCACAGGUCAGCUACCUUCAACUGAGACUACAGAACGGAGCUUGCUAAAGAAGCCCCGUCUGAGCACAGGAUCACAGGUAUUUAUGACUGGGGCGGUCAGCUCUCGCUGCCGCCCCGCCGGGUGGGGGGAUUGCUAUGCGCGUUGCCUCACUCUCAGGUCCCGCUGCUCCGCUCCCCGCCACCGCUGAUAAAGCUCCCCGCGCCGCUCCCCUACUCCCGGCCGCCGCUCAGAGGGACGCGCUGAACGGCCGCUACAAGCGCCGUUGUCAGCGCUCCCUGCCUGUUGUACACAAUCAGACCGCGGACAGCAUUCAGUGCUGCCGCGGUCUGUCCCUGUAACGGCCGGAGGCUCAGUCACUUAGGGGAAAGAAGCUGCCGGCGUCUCUGCUCACUCAGACCGCGGACAGCGUUCACUGCUGCCGCAGUCUGUCUCUGUAACGGCCGGCAGCUCAGUGUAACAGUCGCUGCCAGCGCUCCCUGCACACGAUAAGGGGGGAAGCAGGGGGGGGGGGGAAGAUGCCGCCGCCUCUGAUCACUCAGACCGCGGACAGUGCACACUGCUGCCUCGGUCUGUCCCUAUAAAACAGCCCUCUAGUAGCUAGUGGGCUCAUGCUGGGCAGCCAGGAGUUUUCCCUGUCCCUAUUACAUGCAGCGCAGCUGCAGGGGGGGGGGGAGCGAUUAUGCCAAAGCAGCAGCAAUAGACAGCCUCUGCUAAACAAAAGGAUGCAUUGUGUUAUAUAUGCACAAGCACUUAUUAUACCAUAGAAAAUGUAUAUAAAAUGGUCACGUAAUGAAAUAUGCUCUAUGUUCUUUGACUAUAAGCACAUGGCUGGAGGCCAUUUUAAUCAUACUUUCUGUUUCUUUUCCAGAACGCUCCUGUCCUACAACACUGCUCCACCGGAUGGCGCAGGGGUGUUGGUAGGAAUUUUUGGAUCAGGUUUCUUAUAGUCUGCCCAUGUGCACAGCACUUUGUCCAUAUAUAUUUUAGUAAUUUUACUGAGGUGGAAUUUGUCUGGUUACAUGAUGAGUAAGUCACCAGCAAAAAACGAAACAGUAGUUUCACUGCAAUGUCUGUAAGGGUGGGUUCCCGGAGAGUUCUACCACAUGCACCGUAUAUUUUAUACUCCCAUUUCAUCUCCGAUUUUGCAAAGAUUGUUAUCAUUUGCCUUUAUAAAUUCCCAGUUUCUGCUAUGUUGCAGUCCUGACGAUUCUAUGCCAGGCCUACCUGCGCAAGAUGAAUAUGAGAAGGGUGCAUAGACCAGCAGUCACAUAGUGUGGGUGCGUCAGUCUCUGACGUUUACAGAGACUGAGGAAACUCUGACAAAUUAUAAGGGGUCUUUCCUAGAACAUCUCCAGUGUGUCUUAUUUUUUUCUCGGAAUCUCUAAAUAAGAUGUUAAUAUAGAAUCCUGAUACACAGGUUUCUAAACCUCGCCGAUUUAAGUCUAGUUACCCGUUUCCAGAGUCAGUGACAUCUCUCCAUGGGAGCUAUGCUAAAGUCGAUGUAUUCAGCAGCAGCGGUGUUGCUUCGACCGCGUUUGGUUGGCAUUUGGGUAACUACGGCACUGCUUGUAUGGAUAACAGGACUCCGGUCCGCCCUACAAGACGACCACCUUAUACUUCUGAUUAUCUACGUACAGCUUCUACGGACGUCUGACUAGUCAGUUCUCGCCUUUCAGCGUCACUAGUUGCGGCACGACAAGCGCUCUGACUGCGUCCUUGGCAGGCGGAGGCAAAGGUCGAGAGAAGAAUAGAAGCAUUACCUUACGCGGAAGUUGUUUGGUCCUGAAUUGGACAAAUGGAUUUUCAGAUAUACUCUGGACCAGCGUUCAAAUCCUUUAGACCUCCGCCUUUUCGAGGCCGUGGUAGACGACCAACCCCACCUGGUGGACGAGGCAGAGGAUGUGGUUUUAAACAAACCACCACCCGUCGUCAAAACGCUAAGGUCACCGACAAGCCAGUGGCAUGAUGGCCUUCCAGUCCAUCUCGGAUCUCCAGUUGUGGGGGCACGCCUUCAUACGUUCCAUUUGGUGUGGUUCCAGACGUCCACGGAUGGGUGGAUCCGCAAUUUAGUGUUAAAAGGUUACACAAUAGAGUUCGACUGUCUCCCAUCACUGUGGUUUUUCAAGACAGGACUGCCUGUGUCGGAAGAUAAGAAGGCGAUUCUCCACAUUGCCAUUCAGUCUCUGCUGGAUUCAGCAGUUUUGAUUUAGGUCCCUGUUCACCAACAAAGUCAGGGUUAUUGUUCCAGUCUUUUUGUAGGACCAAAGCCCGAUGGCUCGGUCAGACCAAUAUUGAACUUCAAGGGUCUCAAUCAGUACGUCACUUACUACAGAUUCAAGAUGGAAUCCCUGCGGUCCAUAAUUGCAGGUUUAGAGCCACAGGAAUUCAUGAUAGCGCUGGAUCUCAAGAAUGCGUACUUACACAUUCCAAUUUGGCCACCGCAUCAGAGGUUCUUAAGGUUUGCGGUACGGCAAACCCAUUACCAAUUUCAGGCGCUACCGUUUGGCUUCUCGUCAGCGCCUCGGUUAUUCACAAAAGUGAUGUCUGUGAUGAUAGCUCAUCUCAGAUCCCUGGGAGUGAUAAUAGUUCCGUACUUGGACGAUCUGCUCAUCAAAGCUCCGUCUCAACAGAGGCUCCUCCAACAUGCGUUGCUAACGUACAAUGUACUAGUUCAGCAGGGUUAGAUUGUCAACUUCAAGAGAUCACAUCUACUUCCGUCUCAAUACGGUAAAUCAAAGCGUACAGAUUAUUCGUCAUCUGGUACACUUAGUGCUCAAGCCACGCACAGAAAAAGGUACAUUUGUGCAUUCGCCUAUUAGGCACAAUGGUGGCGGCUUUCGAAGCGCUUCAGUUCGGAAGAUUUCACUCACGCCCUUUUCAACUGGAUGUGCUCGCACAGUGGUCGGGCUCGCAUCUGCAGAUUCACCACAGGGUGAGGUUGUCGCCACGGCCCAGAGUAUCUCUACUUUGGGGUUCAAAGUACACAAUCUAACCGCAGGAAAACGGUUCGGCGCCUGGAAUUGGAUGAUUCUAACGACGGAUGCGAGUCUCAGAGGUUGGGGAGCUAUAGUUCAAAAUUGUCAGCUCCAGGGUCUCUGGGCGGAUCACGAAAGUUUGCUGUCUAUAAAUGUCCUGGAACUCCGGGCAAUUUACAAUGCGCUACAAUAAGCAGUGCACAUGCUUCGGUCUCAUACUGUCCAGGUGCAGUCAGACAAUGCGACGGCGCUCGCGUACACAAGGAGGAACGAGAAGCCGAAUGGCCAUGCGGGAAGUAGCUCGAAUCCUCAAUUGGGCCGAGCAUCACCAAGUGAUAUUGUCGCCAGUGUUUAUUCCGGGAGUGGACAACUGGGAGGCGGAUUAUCUCAGCCGUCUGGAUUUUUAUCCAGGAGAAUGGGUGUUAAAUCCAGAAGUGUUUCACAUGUUGGUCCGAAGGUGGGGUUACCCUCAAGGGGACCUGCUGGCAUCUCGCCACAAUCAUCAAACGCCCCAGUAUGUGUCCAGAACGAGAGAUCCAAAGGCAGUGGCGGUGGAUGCUCUCACAAUCGCGUGGCCGUACAGCCUCGUGUACCUGUUUCCACCGUUUCCGCUGCUCCCGCUGUUGCUAAAAUGGAUCAAAAGAGAGUCCGCCACAGUCAUACUAGUGGCGCCUCAUUGGCCUCGGAGAGCUUGGUUCUCGGAUCUCCGCGGUCUACUCGCAGACGAUCCUUGGCCGCUCCCACUACGUCCGGACCUGUUACAACAGGGUCCGUUCCUUUACCCCGAUUUAGUGCGGCUGCGUUUGAUGGGGUGGCUGUUGAGACCGCCCUCUUAAGAAGAGAGGGCAUUCCAGAAUCUGUUAUACCAACCAUGAUUACGUGCUAGGAAGCCAGUUACGGCAGCUCAUUAUUACAGAAUUUGAUGUGCCUAUAUAGGUUGGUGUGAAGCUCGGAAGUUUCCGACAUCAUCUUUCAAGUUAUCCCGUCUUUUGUUAUUUCUACAGACGGGGUUAGAUGGAGGACUGCGUUUAUCUACACUAAAGGUGCAGGUAUCUGCUUUGUCAAUUUACUUUCAAAGACGAUUGGCUCUGUUGCCGUCUGUUCACACCUUUCUGCAAGGUGUCCUCACAGUACAGCCUCCAUUCAUUCCACCUACAGCGCCAUGGGACUUGAAUCUGGUUUUAGAUUUCUUACAGUCUUCAUAUUUUGAACCCUUACAACAAGUGGAUAUUAAGUUUCUCACUUAGAAAACAAUGUUUCUACUAGCCUUUGCUUCGGCAAGGCGUGUUUCAGAUUUGGGUGCUUUGUCAUGCAAGCCACCGUAUUUGGUGUUUCAUGAUGACAGAGCGGAACUUCGGACGAAUCCCGAUAUCUUACCAAAGGUAGUGUCAUCUUUUCACAUCAAUUAACCAAUAGUAGUUCCUGUGUUAACAGGAAAUUCUAGAACUUUGGAUGUGGUACGCGCAUUACGCGUUUAUGUAUCCCGAACGUCUACAGUUCGUAAGACGGAUACGUUGUUUGUUCUCUAUGAUGCUGCCAAGAUGGGUUGGCCAGCUUCUAAGCAGACCUUAUCCAGAUGGAUAAAACUGACCAUACGUCAGGCUUACCUUCAUGCUAGGUUACAGCCGCCUAUAUCAGUAACAGCUCAUUCCAUACGUUCUGUGGGAACUUCAUGGGCAGCUGGUUGUGGGGCUUCUACGACGCAGCUUUGCCGUGCAGCUACAUGGUCAUCAGUGCACCCGUUUGUGUGCUUUUACAAGUUUGAUACGGUUGCGGCAUCAGCAUGUAGCUUUGGCCGUUUAGUGUUACAGGUGCCAAAUAGCUCUCCCGCCCACGGGGGAAACUUUGGUACGUCCCAAGAGUACUCCAGUGACCCCUAGUGGAUGAAAAAGAAAAUAGGAUUUUGGUACUUACCAGGUAAAUCCUUUUCUUUUAAUCCAUAGGGGGUACUGGACGCCCACCCAGAGCAGUUUUACCUGGUUUGUGGUAAGUUCAGGGGAUCUUAUGGUAACACACUCUCACCGACUGGUUCAAAUUAUCAAGUUCUAUCGGUUAUGGUGUCAACUGUUUAGUUGUCAGUUACGUUAUGUGUCAACUUUAUUGUUGUCUGUUAUGUUAUAGGUAAUUCUCCAUUGUUCAUCCUCUCUAUCGCUCCUGUUCGCCGCAGGAAAAAACACUGAGGUAUUCUGGGAGUAUGGAAGGGAGGAGAGUUACUGAAAUUUAAAUAUUCAGUGCCUGUCCUUGCUAACACCGUCCAUAUCCCAAGAGUACUCCAGUGCCCCCUAUGGAUUCAAAGAAAAGGAUUUACCUGGUAAGUACCAAAAUCCUAUUUUCUGCAUUCGCAAAGAAACUAAUGUAUGGAAAGAGACGAAAAUUAAUAUAAUUUGCUUUCUAAAAAAAAAUAAACAUGCUAAGGAAAGCUGGUUUGCACCACACACAUUCACAACUCUUGAAACACAGUAUUAGGGAGAGCCCAACAUGUCUGCAAUGUAUGUAAAUAUAAUAAAAUAUUAUCUGAUUUUUACAAUUA